UCUCAGUUUAAAAGGCAUUUUCUCCUCCUCUCUCUUUCUUUCCCACUCUCUCUCUCUUUAGCUCUGACUCGGUGCCCGGACUCGGUGACAAGAGCAGUAGGCUGAGCUGUCAGGGCAGAAGAAACAGAGAGAAUAUAGAUUUUUUGGGGAAUAGAAGUGUCAUCUGGUUAGAACACAAGGAGAGAGGUGGCGGAACUGCCUUCAAGGUGGACAUCCUUUCAUCCCCCUUUACUGAAUGUGUUGGGUUCCAAUGAGGCAAUUCGUGUGAGCUGCCAAAGGCUGUGGUGGAGUAGCUCUGAACUGUCUGGUCUGCUAAAGGGCCCCUACACUUAUCCAGAUUUGGCCACACUUCCAAGCUUGUCCGAGGAGUCCAGUUGAGAUAGACAAAAAUGGGUACUAAAAGCUUUUUAGGGUGUGUCUUCCUGACUCUCCUUCUCAACCUCUGCCAGGCUGGGCUGGUGAGAAAAUUACUUAGACAUAAACGGGCGACCUUGACCACCCCUGGCGGAAACAAUGUGACCCUGACCAGCGCUGACCAACCAGUGGUCUUCAACCACGUCUACAACAUCAACGUCCCUUCCGGCUCACUAUGCUCAGUGGACCUGGAUGCCCUAGGAAGCACCAGCCUCAAGCCCCAGGACGCAGCUCUGCCUUCAGGCCUCCGCACCACCGAACAUACCCUGGAUGGGCAGAACCAGAUAGUUUUCACUCACCGCAUUAACAUUCCUCAGCAGGAGUGUGCAUGCACUGAUGGGCUCCCGGAUCUGAAGGACCUCCUGAGCAGAUUGGAGAUGCUGGAGGGAGAGGUGUCCACGCUGAGAGAUCAAUGCGCUAGUGGAGACGCUGGCUGCUGCAGCGUUCAGCCAGUCACAGGUGAGGUGGGGACUAAGCCUUAUUGCAAUGGCCAUGGCAACUACAGAGCUGACACCUGUGGUUGCAUUUGCGAGCCUGGCUGGAAGGGACCCAACUGCACCGAGUCUGAAUGCCCCAACAACUGCCAGGACCAAGGUCGCUGUGUGGAUGGGAAGUGCGUCUGCUUUGAGGGCUUUGGCAGGGACGACUGUUCACUCAAGGUUUGCAAAGUGGACUGUGGUGGGAACGGAAAUGUUAUUGGUGGGGUCUGUGUCUGUGCCAAAGGGUUUACCUGGAGAGACUGUUUCUCAGACAGACUGCCUACAUGCCUAGGCCAUGGAAAGUGUGUGGACGGGGAGUGGUGUGGAGAAGCCUGGACGGGAACGACUGCUCGAACUCAUCUGCCCAAUGGAUGCUAUGACCGCGGCCGCUGCGUCAAUGGACCUGCUACAUGCGAAGAAGGAUUCACCGGGGUGGAUUGUAGCCAGCUGGCUUGCCCCAACAACUGCCAUAACAGGGGACAGUGUGUCAGACGGGCAGUGGCGUCUGCACAUGUAGGCUACCAGGGAGAGGACUGUUCUGAACUCUCCUGCCCCAACAACUGCCAGGAAGGUCGCUGCGUGGAUGGGAAGUGCGUCUGCUUUGAGGGUUUGGCAGGGACGACUGGUUACACUGGAGAGGACUGUUUCUCAGACAGACUGCUGAACAACUGCCUAGGCCAUGGAAAGUGUGUGGACGGGGAGUGUAUGUGUGAAGAGCCCUGGACGGGAUACGACUGCUCCGAACUCAUCUGCCCAAAUGACUGCUACGACCGCGGCCGCUGCGUCAAUGAUUGCUACUGCGAAGAAGGAUUCAUCGGAGAGGACUGUGGGGAGAAAACCUGCCCAAGCGACUGCCUGGGAAAUGGUUUUUGUGUGGACGGCCAGUGUGUCUGCAGCGUGGCUACACUGGAGAGGACUGCUCAGCUCACCUGCCCCAGUGACUGCAACGAUAGAGGUGUCUGCUUCAAUGGCAAUGUGUAUUGCAAUGCUGGCUCAGGAGAGGAUUGUAGCCAGCUGGCUUGCCCCAACAACUAUAACAGGGGACAGUGUGUCAACGGGGAGUGCGUCUGCAAUGUAGGCUACCAGGGAAGAGGACUGUUUGAGCUCUCCUGCCCCAACAACGCCCUCAACCGGGGCCGCUGUGUCAACGGACAGUGUGUGUGCGAUGAAGGGUUCGGUGGUGAGGACUGCAGUAUCAAGAUCUGCCCCUCAGACUGCUAUGGCAGUGGAGAUUGUGUGGAUGGCCGGUGUGUCUGCUAUGCUGGCUUCACCGGUGAGGACUGCAGCGAGCUGAGCUGCCCCAACAACUGCCUGAACCGCGGACGCUGCGUUGACGGGCAGUGCGUCUGCGACGAGGGCUUUACAGGGGAAGACUGCACUGAGAAGCACUGUCCCAAUGACUGCCUGGACAGGGGAUACUGCGUGGAUGGCAAAUGUGUCUGCCUGGAGGGCUAUGCGGGUGUCGACUGCUCUGAACUCACCUGCCCUGAUAACUGCAACAACAGGGGGCACUGUGUUAAUGGGAAGUGCAUGUGUGAGGAGCGAUACAUGGGAGACAACUGUGGAGAGCUGAGCUGCCUCAACAACUGCCAGGACAUGGGCCGCUGUGUGAAUGGACAAUGUCUCUGUGAUGAGGGAUACAUCGGAGAAGACUGCUCAGAAGUUUCACCUCCAAAGGACCUGACUGUAACAGAGGUCACCACCGAGACAGUGGAUCUGACCUGGAACAACGAGAUGCUGGUGACAGAGUAUCUGAUUGCAUAUGUGCCCACUAGUCCUGGGGGUCUGUACCAGGAGUUCAGAGUGCCCGGAGACAAGACUGCUGCCACAGUCAGUGAGCUGGAGCCUGGCAUCGAGUACCUGAUCAACGUCUAUGCCAUCCUCAGCAACAAGAAGAGCAUCCCAAUCAGUGCCAGGGUGGCCACAAAUCUACCAGAGCCAGAUGGCUUGAAGUUCAAAUCGGUGAGGGACACCUCAGUAGAGGUGUUGUGGGAUCAGCUGGACAUUCCCUUUGAUGCCUGGGAGCUCUAUGUCCGUAACACGAAAGAGGAGAAUGGGAAGAUCCUGACAACCCUUCCAUCCUCCCAGACUAUGUAUGAGCAGUCCGGGCUUGGUCCUGGUCAGGAGUACGAGGUCUCAGUGGGCAUCAUCAAGAACAAUACCAGAGGACCUCAGUCUACUAAAAUCAUUACCACCAGGAUUGAUGGCCCCAGACAGGUAGAGGUGCGUGACGUGACGGACUGCUCAGGCUUGGUCACCUGGUUCCAGCCCGUGGCCCAGGUGGACGGUGUCACUGUGUCCUAUGGCCCCAGCUCCCAGCCCACAGAGAGGACCAGCGUGGACCUUUCCACCUCAGACAAACAGUACAGCAUCGACAGCCUCAGCCCAGACACUGAGUACCAGGUGUCCCUGAUCUCCAGGAGGGGAGACACCACCAGUGAGCCAGUCUCUGAGAUAUUCACCACAGACCUGGACGCCCCCAAGGACCUGCAGCCCCUGGGCCAGACAGARGACAGCGUCACACUGGAGUGGAGAAACAGCCGGGCAGAUGUUGACAGCUACAGGGUGAAGUACAGCCCCAUCUCUGGGGGUUCCCAUGGCGAGGAGGUGUUCCCCCGUGGGUCAGGAGACAACACUCAGGCCACCAUCACUGGAAUGAAACCGGGUACAGAAUACGGGAUUGGUGUGACCGCAGUGAAGAACGAGAGGGAGAGCCUMCCUGCCACUACAAACGCAGCCACCGAUCUCGAUGGGCCCAAGGACUUGGAAGUGAGCGAGUCCACAGAGACAAGCAUGACCCUGGUGUGGAYGACACCCAGAGCCAAGAUCACCAUCUACAGGCUGGUGUACAUCUCCAGGGACGGUCGAAGGGAGGAGGUGGAGGUCCCUGGAACUGCCACCACCUACGUCCUGAACAACCUGACCCCCGGCAUGCUGUACACCAUUACCCUGGUCGCUGAGAGGGGCUCAAAGAAGAGCACACCCGUAACCCUGUCCGCAUCUACAGAGGACCUGAGGCCUGUGGUGGCCAACCUCACAGUCUCUGACGUGACAUGGGACAGCUUCAAUGUGUCCUGGACUCCCGAGGACGGGGAGUUUGAGAGCUUUGUCAUUGAGGUGACAAACUUACAGGAAGGUUUAGAGAGCGAGAACCUCACCUUGUCUGGUGAUGCCUUCAGCCUGGGCAUUUCUGGCCUGAGUCCUAACACCUCGUAUAGGAUUGGCCUGUACGGGCUCCACAAGGGCUCCUUCCAGGAGCCGGUGUAUACCGAAGUCACUACAGGCCUGGGCGCUCCAAGGGGCAUCCGCUUCUCUGAGGUGACCGAGUCCUCGGCCAUAGUCCACUGGACCAUGCCUCGUGCCAGAGUGGACAGCUACCGCAUCAUCUAUGUGCCCCUCCAAGGAGGUAGCCCAAUGACAGUGCUAGCGGAUGGGACUGAGACCCAGGCCUUGCUGCCUAACAUGUUGCCAGGGGUGACCUACCAGGUGACCAUAUUCUCCACGAAGGGCCUGGAGGAGAGUGACCCAGGGACAGACACCAUCACCACAGCUCUGGACAGGCCUCAGGGUCUUUCUGCUGUCAACGUCACUGACACGACCGCCCUGCUGCUAUGGCAACCCACUCGGGCCAAUGUCGAUGGCUACGUCAUCACCUACAGUGCAGAUUCAGUGUCCCCAGUGAUGGAGUACGUUUCUGGGAACACAGUGGAGUUUGAGAUGGGCUCUCUGGUCCCUGCCACCCAUUACACAGUUGGGGUAUACGCCAUGAGGGAGGCACUGAAGAGUGGCACCACCACCACCGAAUUCACCACAGAUGUGGAUUCUCCUCGUGACCUGGCAGCCAGUAACGUCCAGACAGACAGUGCCACUCUCACUUGGAAGCCCCCGCGUGCCGACAUCACCGGAUACGUCCUCACCUUCACCUCAUCUGACAGCACAGUCCGGGAAGUGGUUCUGAGCCCUACAGCCACAUCAUACAGCAUGACUCAGCUGAGUGCCACUACCGACUACAACGUCAGGCUACAGGCCAUKGCUGGAGCCCAGCGGAGCCGCCACGUCACCACCGUCUUCACCACCAUCGGAGUGUUGUACAGAUACCCUAAGGACUGCUCACAGGCUCUGCUGAAUGGAGACACCACCUCUGGCAUCUACACCAUCUACGUGGGAGGAGAAGAGAGCCAGCCCAUCCAGGUCUACUGUGACAUGACCACCGACGGAGGUGGAUGGAUGGUGUUCCUGAGGCGCCAGAGUGGAAAGCUGGAGUUCUUCAGGAACUGGAAGAAUUACACUGGUGGCUUUGGUGACAUUAAUGGUGAAUUCUGGUUUGGUCUAGCCAACCUCCACAAGAUGACAACAGCAGGCCAGUACGAGCUGCGUGUGGACCUGAGGGACAACGGGGAGUCGGCCUAUGCUCAGUAUGACAAGUUCACGAUCGCAGAACCCCGUAGCCGCUACAAGAUCCACAUAGGAGGGUUCAGCGGCACAGCAGGUGACUCUAUGACUUAUCACCAGGGCCGGCCCUUCUCCACGUAUGACAAUGACAAUGACAUCGCUGUCACCAACUGUGCCCUGUCCUAUAAGGGUGCCUUCUGGUACAAGAACUGCCAUCGUGUCAACCUUAUGGGAAGAUAUGGUGACGAUAGUCACAGCAAGGGUAUCAACUGGUUCCAUUGGAAGGGACACGAGCAUUCAAUACAGUUCGCCGAAAUGAAGAUUAGACCAGUCAACUUCAGAAACUUUGAAAGUCGAAGGAAAAGAUCAUAGACUUUAUACUGCCCUCCUCCCCCCUAGCUCUCUCCAAGCCCCACCCACCCACCCUCCCAGGAGCAUCACCCCUUGACCCUCUUUUGACCCUCAAUCUUCAGUUCACCAAGUCGCACAUCAAGCAAGGACAAUCAUGUUACUGAAUGUGUUUUUAUCCAACUAGCUGUCACUAUUGGGAUGGAUACGUUAUACCAAAAAUGGCACAAUUUGACUUUUGUGUGUUUGAUUUAUUUUAUUGUUUUUGUUCAUUGGAAAAUGUACAAGCAAAACAUGGCUCCUUAUAGGUCCAAAGAUAUUUGAAUAUGCCGAUUAGCAAUAAGGCAGAUUGAUUAUGAAAUGUGAAACAAUGAAAGGUGAUUUCAGUUACUAUUUUUACAGAAGGGGUAAAAAGAGUCCUAUUCCAAUUUUGACACUCGCUCUUACAUUCUAAUCUCCCACACUUUCACGUUCUUUCUCUCUGGCCGUUGAUUGAAAAGCUGUCUGAGCAUUCAGAACCCAUUGUACAUUACUGCAGUCGGCACAGUUGAACUUUUCAACUAGCAACAUUUCAGUGAAACGUGACAAUAAUAAUGUGGCUUGAUGCCACAUCCCUCAGUCUUCCUAAGGAGGUCUGAAAAUAAAGCUAUAUAGGUUAACAAAGUUCCCCUCUAUUCAUACAGUAAAUCCUUCAACAGACUUGAGGGAAAUACCGACUAAAUUAGGCAUAAUUUGUUUAAUGUUGAGUGAUUGAUAUUUAGAAUGACAUUUUCUAUUAUUUCCAACCGAUUUGAAUGAUGUUCUUGAGAAGAUCACAGUAGGGGUUUGAACCACGGAUAUAAUUGAAUACCGGUUUAAAUUAUGCUUUAAUUCUGUUUUCAACUGAAUGAAAAACAGAUGUCUAUAUGUAACCCUCGAUACAAUAAAAGAUACUUUGUUAAAAA
This is a messenger RNA of Salvelinus sp. IW2-2015, 6577 nucleotides long. The record is from RefSeq and is a predicted model, not a curated record. Lineage: Eukaryota; Metazoa; Chordata; Actinopteri; Salmoniformes; Salmonidae.